AGUCCGGUCCACCUUAACUGCGCGAACACAUCUGGCCAAAGAAUCAGAAGCGGAUGCGUUGUAUCCUUUUUCAGGGGCCUCAAUGGCCAGUGGGAGGUGUCUUGUGCUGCAGCAAACACCGCGGGGCCCCCCCGGCCUCAUUCAUUCAGCGCUCGCAGGCCCGCCAAGCGCCGAGCGAGGAGAGGAGAGCUGCGAGCCCGGCCGACAAAAAAAAAAGGAAAAAAAAAAAAAACCCCACACACAAAACAAAACAAGCCCCCCUCCCCACAAAAAAAAAAAAAAAAAAAAAAAAAAGAAGAGCCAGCCUUGACGCCUCGCACGCCGCAGGAGCGCCCACUUUGGAUGGAACUCCGUCGGCUUUUUGCGCCGAUCCAACGCUCGCCCUCACUUUUCUUGCCUUUCCGCUCACUUUUUCCUCCCCAACUCCGACUCGGUUCGGUCCCGGCCGGAGAUCGGCCUGCCUCGCGUCUCGCACCUAUGAAAAACUGAACGGAGGAGCUUUGGAUUUACUCCCCCCACUUUAAUUUUUUUUUUUUCUUCUUGUUUUGUUUUCCACGCAAAGGGAACUUUACUUAAAAAAAAAAAAAGGGAAUUUAUCAAUUGACGCCGCCGCCGCCGCGACGAGGAUCCACGCAAGCCCGCAUUCGGAUUAGCAGGCUGCGAAUGCUCCGCGUUGAAUCCGCGUGGGGGGGCAUCCGACGCGCUUCCUUUGCGGAUGGACUCUUGCUAGGCUGCCUGCUUGAUGGAUUCGAACCUCUGGACGCCUGCAUAUAAGGUUUUCCGAUGCAUGCCAAGUCCACGGUGAAUGUCGGAAGUGGCGAUCCCCCCAGAUGGAGCUCCAAAGUCAACAUGGCCCCGGCGGUUCAUUAGCGGCGAUCCAGCAGCCCUCCCUCGAGAGCCGCCAGAGGUCGGAUUACGAGCGGGAGUUCCAGCAUGCCGCCGUCCUCUCCCUGGACCAGAUCAAGGCCAUCCGCUCCAGCAACGAGUACACGGAGGGGCCGUCGGUGGCGCGCCGCCCGCCCGUGCCCCGCAUGCCGCCCCGGCCCCACGACAAGCAAGAGAGGACUCACGAGGUCAUCCUGGUCAAUGUGAACAACAACUAUGAGCGCCGGCCGUCCGGAGGGGGGGCGGGGGCGGCGGCGGGCGGCGGCGGGUCCCGGGUGCCGGUCCUGAGCCGCUCUACCAGCACGGGGAGCGCCGCCAGCUCGGGGAGCAACAGCAGCACCUCCUCCGAGCAGGGACUGCUGGCGCGGUCGCCGCCCGCCAGACUCCUCCACGGCAACUCGCGGCCCAUCCGGACUCAGCCCAAAGCCAAAGGGCCGCUAGCGGAGCCCGACUCGGGUCCGCUCUUCCACCAGGUGCCGCUCAAGGGCAAAUCGGACUCGCCGGCGCCCGCCUCCGCCGGCCACCAGUUCAUCUGCGAACGUUGCGGCAAAUGCAAGUGCGGCGAGUGCACGGCGCCCCGCAGCCUGCCCUCGUGCCUGGCGUGCAACGGCCAGUGCUUGUGCUCGGCGGAGAGCGCGCUCGAGCACGGCACGUGCAUGUGCCUGGUCAAGGGAAUCUUCUACCACUGCUCCAACGACGACGAGGGCGACUCGUGCGCCGACCACCCCUGCUCGCCGUCGCACUCGCACUGCUGCUCGCGCUUCCUGUGCAUGGGAUUAAUGUCGGUACUGUUCCCGUGCCUGCUGUGCUACCCGCCGGUCAAGGGCUGCCUGAAGGCGUGCCAGGGGUGCUACGACCGGGUGCGGAGGCCCGGCUGCCGGUGCAAGAACUCCAACACUGUGUACUGCAAACUGGAGAGCUGGGCCCCGCAGAACCGGGACAAACCCUCCUGAUCGGACCCCCACCCCUGAAACCCGCCGACAAGGACAGUGAUUAAUGACAGCCGCAAAAUCUAGCAAGCACCUCCCGCCCGUCUUCCCUUGAAGAAAAACCACUCGAUGGAACCGAAAAAACAAAAAGAAAACCGAAUUUCUGUGUCUGGAGACCCCGAUUUGACUCACCGGUGUUUGCCUUAACCGCUCUCACGUCUUCUUUGUAUUUUUUUGUUGUCGUCUUUUCCUGUGAAGGAGCGUCCUUUUCCGAGCAGGGUUUCCCAAACUAAGCACACUUCGGGAACGCCAAGCCGAGGUGUAAACACGAAAGAAUCCAGCAGCUUCGAUUUGACGUUUGAGGGGGGGCCCCCCCCCGCCCCCCGCCACCCCUGAAACGGGAACCCCCUCCAAUCUCAUUUUGAGAUACGCUGCCCAUCUCAAAGCAAUGGAAAUGAAGGCAAAAGAACAGAAUUCAAAGUGGAUGUUCGGGGACAAUCCCCCCCCCCCCCCGACCCCCACCACCAUUAUGGUUCUAUUUCUGGCAUAGUUCCCCCCCCCCCAUCCCUUUGGUAAUAUCAACUCAAUCUGUACUUCCAGUUUGUCAUUGGGGUUCCAUUGUGACCCCCCGACCCUUAUGUUGGGAAACCCUGCUCAUUUUUAAGGCAAUGAUGUAGCUUUUACCUGCAGGUCUCUUAUUAUUAUUAUUAUUAUUAUUAUUAUUAUUUUGCAAUUACCGUUGCUAGACCACACAAAAAAACCUCCUCCAUGCUUUUGUUGCAUUAACACAAGCACAUCCAUCUCAUAGUAUUUGUUAUUCCUCUGUUUUGGCCACACGGAAUAUGUUUUCCCCCCCCCCCCCCCCAUUUAUUUUGUCUAUAUUGUAUGGUUAAAAAAAGAGAAAAAAAAAGAGGAAUUCUGGCUAUUUUGGUAAAGAAAAUCUGUUAAAUUGUUUUUGUUGUACAAAAAUAUUUAUUAUGUGAAGCUCUAUUAUUUUAUGAUAUUUAUUGCAAGAGACAGUCUUAAAAAAUUUUACUCAUGUCUGAAUAUAACAAAAAAAAUAUCGAAUAGUUACUGAGGAAAAAAAAUACAAAUAAAAGGGUGGCACAAAAGAAAACUAUGUUAACUUUAAUGCAGAAAAUAUAUUAAUUAAUGAAAACAAG
Messenger RNA from Syngnathoides biaculeatus (alligator pipefish), 2977 nucleotides. It is a transcript of the gene spry1, whose product is annotated as sprouty homolog 1, antagonist of FGF signaling (Drosophila). Gene Ontology annotation, biological process: negative regulation of fibroblast growth factor receptor signaling pathway; multicellular organism development; negative regulation of Ras protein signal transduction. Lineage: Eukaryota; Metazoa; Chordata; Actinopteri; Syngnathiformes; Syngnathidae. The record is from RefSeq and is a predicted model, not a curated record. Gene Ontology annotation, cellular component: membrane; cytosol. The coding region runs from base 831 to 1838 and encodes 335 amino acids. The transcript has 2 exons.